GUUUGUUUUGAUUUUGUAACUUUAGUUAAUUUUAUCUUCCUGUUUAUUUGCUUCAUCUGUCCGAUUUUAUGUAGAAUUAUUAAAACCCGGAUUUCAUAGCUUCCGUAGAUCUGGCGUGCAGGCUGCUUGUUUCCACAUUAGCGGACCAGUGAAUCGCCACCGAGGAGAAUUACGAUGGAUCCUGACCAGCAGCUUAGAAACCUGCGGGAUUUCCUGCUGGUUUACAACCGCAUGACUGAGAUCUGCUUCCAGCGCUGCACAAGCAACUUCAACUACAGAAACCUCACAAUGGAUGAGGAGAGGUGCGUUGACAGCUGUGCUGGGAAGCUGAUCCGCACAAACCAUCGCUUGAUGGGCACCUAUGUGCAGCUGAUGCCUCGGAUGGUACAGCGGAGGAUGGAGGAGAUGGAGAGCAAGGCUGCAGUGAUGGCAAAGGCAACCGAGGCUGCUUCUGCAUCUGAGACCAUUGGAACUGCUCCAGCAGUUCAGACACCUAUAAAUCCACCUCCAUCUACUCAGAUUAUUCCAUCAAUGACUGAAGUAGCACCAGUAGGCCAUGAUUCAGCACUGAAGCCACCAGGGGUGGAAAUUCCAGCUGAUUCAGGAGGCAUUGGAAUAAGUUUAUCAGCUCCUACGCCGAUUACACCCACGACAGAAAAUGUAAAUAUCUCAGAGCUUAAAGAACCUGGACAAUCUUAGUUUCCAUAAACAGAUGGAUUUUCUUAGGCUGCUGUAUCUGGAAUCCAGAAUUACUCUGGGAGUCGUAAACAGUCAGUGAGCAAAAGAUGGGGCAAUAAGCAGGUCCUAGAGAAAAAACUUGGGGCUUGGCAGGUCAAGAGAGGCGUGAAUCACAUAAGUUUUAGUGAUCAGAGUGGAGGAUAUGUCCUCAAAAUCUAUCAACACCCCUGCUGUCUGAUAACGGCCCCAACAGUGGUUCUUCUUUUUUUUUUUGACUGGUAUGAACCUAAGAUUUUAUUUUGUUUCUUUUCUAUAAUAAAUGUAUACGAUAACUGUUUUCGGCUGCUGUCACACAAAUCGCAGCUGUUUCUAAGUUUAAAUUUUAAAUAGUUCAGAACAGAAGACAAAAAGUCAAAACUAAACUUAAAGGAAAGGUAAAGAUAGGUUCUCUGAUCCAAUUUUUUUCCACUACCCCAAAUUACUGCUUUAUUAGGAUAUUAUUUUACAAAUUAAAAGCCUGUUACUUUUGCAUUUUGCAAAGCUGAUGGCUAACUACAAAGAAAAUGGAGGUAGAAAGUAUUGUGCCACAAGUAACUCCUAUAUAAGCUACAUCUUAAGAAUAAAACAAGCUACUUGUUACUGGUAGAAAAAGAAAAACAACUGAAGCUGGAAUAUUAUUGACUAAUUAUAUAUUAUAAGGCCUUUUUAAUUAGGUAGUCAGUUAGUUUUCUGUAUGGUUCACACAGAAAGGUUAUUCGAAGGGCAAUGCUUCCUACCUCCAUGUUUAAUAUAAAAUAACUUGAUGGUUUAAAGUUCGGCAAUUGCUAUUACCUACUAUAAGCAUAUCCUAGCAAUAGAAAUCUGCUUUGGUCUCUGUUCCUGUUGGACUAGCUGUUAGCCUGAUGUGGAUUCAUAUUGAAGGAAAAACUUUUAACUGAACUUAACAUCUCACUUCUCACUUCAAAGCUGUUCCCUUUAAAUACGUCAUGUCUUUUGUCUGUUUUCAACAAUGUGGAAAUGUUUUGAUUUAAAACAAGAAAUGACAUAUAGUGCUAAAAUAAUGGUGGACUGUGGUGAUGUGCCUAAAAAAAA
Molecule: messenger RNA, 1770 nt
Organism: Cyprinodon tularosa
Lineage: Eukaryota; Metazoa; Chordata; Actinopteri; Cyprinodontiformes; Cyprinodontidae
Gene: timm10b
Product: translocase of inner mitochondrial membrane 10 homolog B (yeast)
Exons: 3
Coding region: 175-699 (174 amino acids)
Cellular component (GO): mitochondrial intermembrane space chaperone complex
Source: RefSeq, a predicted model, not a curated record